Eutrema salsugineum is the source of this 509-nucleotide messenger RNA. RefSeq lists its product as uncharacterized. The record is from RefSeq and is a predicted model, not a curated record. NCBI's taxonomy places the organism in Eukaryota, Viridiplantae, Streptophyta, Magnoliopsida, Brassicales, Brassicaceae. The coding region runs from base 47 to 505 and encodes 152 amino acids. The transcript has 2 exons.
GGCCCCUUUCUUGAUUUCUCUGGAGCUUUUUAACUAAUACAUAGACAUGAAUGAAUCAAGAAGAAUCAGAUUCGGUUCCUCAAUCUUCUUCGUCAUCAUCAUCCUGAUCUUUGGGGCCCGGAUUUUAGGGAUAUCUGCAGAUGGAGCGGAAGAUGAUGGUAUCGCCAAGAAAGAAGAGAAUCCGUCACUUGUAAAGAUCAUAUGUGGGAUUUUUGGCAAGAGAUUUCCUCCAAGUUCUUGGGAAUUGAUUCAAGGUGUAAUGCAGAAGAUCCAGAUGAAGCUUUAUCCUCCAAAUCUAGAUUUCAGAAGCAACAGCGACAAAAGCAAUAGCGAGGAGGAAGGAGAAGAUAGAGGAGAGAAAGUGAAAGAGGCGGCGACAAGGAGUCUCGAAGUUAGCAAAGAAGCCAUUGAAGAGUCUGCAAAACUAGCAGGAGAUGUUGUAGGAGAAGUAGUUCACAAAACAGCUGAGAAAGUUACCAAACACACCUCACAUGAUGAAAUGUAAUGUA